This is a messenger RNA of Styela clava, 6764 nucleotides long. Lineage: Eukaryota; Metazoa; Chordata; Ascidiacea; Stolidobranchia; Styelidae. The record is from RefSeq and is a predicted model, not a curated record.
AAUAAAUAAAGCUAAGUAAGAAAUGAUUGCCGAUCAGUCUAGUAGACUCUAGUAGCCAAUAUUCAGAUAUUGAAAAACAAAUAUAUGAUAUUGAAAAAAUGAAGAAGAGUGUUGUAAAUUUGAUCACUCAAGCAAGCAGUCAACACUUUUGCAUCUACUUCAAUGUACUGACUGACCUACCAUGGUCAGAUCUGCUGAUGGUAUGGUAGUCUACCUUUACAGGCAACAGGAAACCUAAAGUAAAUUCAGGAAGUAAUUCAAAUCUGUAUUUUCCUUUGAAACAGUACCGUAGUCUACUGUACAGCAGUAAAAGUUGUUGGCCGGAGUAAUAAACUUACAGACUUAAUACAGUAAUACUGGAAUAUAUUGUUUAACCAUCUUUGCGAACUUCAGUCUCUCUGCCCUGUUAUUACUGUAUUACAGUAUUAUGCUCUCAGUUAUAUUGAAUCUAAUUAUAAUAUAUCUUCCACAAUAUUUCCUCAUGAUGCGUUCACUUCUUUCAUGUGCCCUGUGUAUACAAUGUCUUUUUAAUUCUAUACACAACAGAUAGAUCAGGCGACGGAAACAUUUUUGACCAAGAGAGCCAUAAAAGGUACCGUACAUAUUUUCAAUUGCAUUUCUGUGCUUUUCUUAAUCAUGCCCUAAACUUUUACUCAAAAGUCAACACAUACAAUGUCUCAAUAUUAUGCCUCCCCCAAAAGAGCCAUAUAUUAAAGGUAUCAAAAAGCAUCUAUAUAUGUUUAGGGUAUAUUUGGGAUUGAAACUGGAAUAUUCAGUCAUUAAAACCACACAUUAGAUACGUAUCAGAACUGUUGGGAAAUCCUGUUCCUAUGUUGCAAGUCUUUACUUCUGAUUGAAUAUUCUGAACAUUUAAUUAAAAAAUUAAUGAAACUUAAUUUAAUAAGUUCUGUUUUAGUUCAGUUGGUAAUAUUGACUGAUCUUUGAAUUAAAUUUUAUUAUUGUCUAUGCCAUAAAUUAUAUUUGCCAUUCUAUUCUAUUAUACAUUACAUAUUCAACUUGAAAGUCGAGUUUUUAAUUGAAAUUGACAUCGGAAACUAUUCAUGUUACUUCGACUGUUUAAUUACGGUAGGAUUCAUGGUUCAAUUAGAAAUUUCAAAGGUUUGGUUGGGUUGAUAAGGUUUUAAUUAUGUGCGAAUAAUGAGUGUAAAUGUAUAUUAUUGUGGCUAUUUUUAGUCCUAUGACUUAUGAUGUAUGGAUGUUUGUUAUAUUUAUUUUAAUAUUCUUCUUCCGUUAAAUUUGCUUUGAUUAAUCAUGAUUUAUGUGUUUUAUUUAACAUAUCAAUUUAUAUUGAGUGCUAGUUAUAGAAUCAGGAAACCUGUAGAAUGGGCAUUCUUCAUAAUAUUAUUUUCCAUUACCAUAUUUAAAUGUUUAGCAGGUCCUUGAGCCAUAUUAUUAUUUAGUUAUAUACACAUGUAAAUAAUUGGAUCUUUAAUUGAGAUCUCAUUUCCUCUUUGGAUAUUGGAUUAUUCUUUGAAAUGAUAGAAGUCCCAGAUAUCAGCCAUUUAACACCGGAAGAACAACAAAAAAUCUUAAGUGUUCUUAAAAGACAACAAGAUGAAGAAGAUAAAGAAAAGAAUAUGCUCAAGGUCCUGCACGACCAAUUCGAGGAUUAUAAAUCCCAUAUUAAAAUGGUAGCGGAAGAAUCGAAAGCAGCCACUCCACCUGAUGACAAUGACCCUGUUUGUGCUUUGUGUUAUAAAACAAAGUUUGCCGAAGGAUGUGGGCAUAUUUGUACUUUCUGUGAGAUCCGCUUCUGUUCAAGGUGCGGUGGAAGGAUAACAAUCAAAUCUAACAAGAAUGAAGUUAUGACAAUGUGGGUGUGUAAUCUUUGUCGAAAACAGAAAGAAAUUUUGACAAAAUCUGGUGCUUGGUAUCACACUGCAGAUAAUAAUAAUAAACCUUUCACAACGCCUCAAAUAAAUCAUCAAGAAGACACAAGCGAGAAAGAAAAUAGGCAGACGGAAGCAGCCAAAACUCCAAUAACACCUACAGAAAGAAACGCCAAUAUGAAAAAGACUGCUGUUGAAUCAUUCACCAAUAAUGGAGAGAGGCCUCGGAACCAGAGUUCAAUCUCUCCAUUAACACCAUCUGCUAAAGGGGAAAAUAGUAAAGAAAAUAUACUAUCACCAGUUGGACAAGUUGGAAAUACUGUUAACAAAAAUGUUAAUAUUACACAAAAUUUACCUGUGGAUGAUACAAGAAUUAAAAAAGUAGAAACCGUACCGAAUUUCAACACUUACAACGACCAUAAAAACACUUCAUCGCCAUCUCUGGGAAUAACACAAAGUGUAUCAAUUGCAAACGGUUUUUUGAAUUCCCACCCAGUUAAAAUGGACGUACCACAAGCUCCAGUGCCCGCAAAACGAACUGACGUAAGACAGACGAAUCACCAACAAAAAAGGACUUCAAAAACUUCACCGGAACAUGAAAAGAAAGCCCUUUCUGAAAGGGAAUUAAAUGUCUCUUCACCUGUGACUUCUAAAUCUAGGUUAUAUACCAAAAACGGGCAAGUUUCACAUGUCGGUCGUGACAGCAGAAUUUCUCAGAGCAGCUCGAAGGCUUCCAUUUCUCCUUCUGAUUCUUAUCAUAGAAUUUCCCAGACUUUGGAAAGGAAUAGACUUUCCAGUUCAGACCUUUCUCAGAAAAGGGAACACGCAAAAAUUCAAAGACGAAUAGCCAAUGAGCUCAAGCAUAAUUCCUAUACGAAUAUUCCAGAUGAUACUAAGCCUUCAUAUAUAUCUUCAAGAAGACAACAAUUGAAUGGAUGUAGAAGUGAACCCAAUUUACCAGAGUGUUAUAGUGUUCCUGAUAAAACCAGAGAACCAGGAGUCCAUAGAAAGCGAUUGUACCGCCUACAGCCCUCAAGAAAAGGACCUCCAGUCCGAGAAUUUUCGAUAAGCAGUUCGGAAGAUGACAUUAGAUCUGGAACCGAAUAUUCAAGUAUUGACGACGCUGAUAAAGAAACCAGCAGUGAUUACGAGUUUACCCAUUUGCAGCAUCCUUCUACAAUGAACCAAAUGUUACCUCACGCUUGCUACCAUAGACCAUGCUAUCACCCGUUAGAGAAUUACGCCAUGGAGAAUUUUACGAAAUCAUCGACCAGUUUGUAUUCGUGCCGACGCAGUUCAGGAAACACAAGAGAUUCGGGAGUCGAAAGCAGUUCAGUUUUAUGUCAUGAUCUUUCUCAAGAGCAGUUACCAGUUCCAUGGCAACCUUCAUCAGACGGCCGAUUUCUCAUUGGUCAUCUUCUCUUGUACAAGAACGUGUCAUCUGCAAGUAACAUGGCACGACGUGCUGGAGCUUUAUUAGGAUUAAAGGUUGUUGGAGGAAAGACAACACCUUCAGGUAGACUAGGAGCAUUUGUUACAAAAGUCAAAAAAGGAAGUUUAGCUGAUACCAUCGGCCAUCUUAAACCAGGAGAUGAAAUAAUAUCGUGGAAUAAAUUUUGUCUACAAGAUGCAACUUUUGAUGAAGUUUAUGAGAUUAUUUUGGAAUCAAAAGCAGAUUCAAUGGUGGAAUUAGUUGUGUCUCGACCUAUUCGCGACGUUCCAAGAAUCCCUGAAACGAGACUUCACCAAACUGCGGAAUCAAGCAGUUGUUCUCUUGAUUCUGAAAGAAGAGAUUUUGAGUCAUACACCAUUAAACCAUUACAUGGUAGAAUUCAGAUAAAAAUAUGGUAUGAUGAAAAAAGUCAACAAUUGUAUGUGACUGCCAUUCGUGCUGUAGAUUUGUUAGCAAGAGAAGGUGGUCUUCCCAGAAACCCUUACUUGAAAAUGUACCUUUUGCCUGAUCGUAGCAACCUUUUUAAAAGGAAAACGAAAACAGCAAAGAAAACGUUAGCUCCAGAAUGGAUGCAAACCUUUGUUUACGGCGAAGUUAGACGAGAUGAUCUUGGUGCAAUGGCGUUGGAAUUGACGCUAUGGGACUAUGACAGAUCCUUGGAAGCUAAUAAUAAAUUCAUGGGAGAGGUUAUUAUUGAUCUUGGACUAGUAUGUCUCAAUGAUGAACCACAUUGGUUUUAUUUGAUGCCUCUUGGAUGUGGAAUGAAUCAAGAUUAUGCUUCUGAAAGCUACCCACUCAUGCCUACUAGUUCCGUGUCUUCUGAUGUCAAUUUUACGGAAGCAAGCAACGACACCCUUUCAAAAUCGACGUCUUAUAUUGGUACAACACAGUCAUCAUUAGCAAGGACACAAAAAUCUCCGAAAGCAAUGCACAAACGAAUGUUGCCACAUCUUCCUGUUACCACAUCACAGAAUACAAUAGCAUAUGAUGAAACCAAGUCAGUAGGUAGAAGUACGCCAGCAACAACAGUAAAAGAAAGUAGAAGACAACCUCAGCAACCACAACAACAAAGAGAAGAUAUUUCAGAUAUUGGAGAUGGAUCUGUAUCUAGUAAACCAUCCAUGAAUUUCGAAGCAAUGUCUGUUGAUCACUCACAAACGCUACAAACAUUUGUCGGUGGUGUUGGACCUGGACAAAUUGUCGGACGACAAGCUCUCGGCAUGAGCUCUGUUGGAGAGCUUGAGCUUGGAUUUUAUCGUCACCAAAGUCAACUCGUUGUUCAAGUAAAGCGUGCACGAAAUCUCUCUGGUAAAUCAGGGUCAAGAACCAUGCCAGCCUUUUAUGUUAAAGUUUACAUGAUGUCAGGAGUACAAUGUAUUACCAAAAAGAAAACGAAAUUGUCAACGCGAACACUUUCUCCCAACUUCAACGAAAGUUUAGUUUUUGAUCCUAAUCACGUCGGAAAUGCUUUACAGGUUAUCAUAUGGGGUGACUACGGAAGGAUGGACAACAAAUCUUUCACUGGUUCGGCUCAAAUCGCUCUGGAAAAUUUAGACUUAGCUACCAGAGUAAUUGGGUGGUAUAAACUUUUUCCUUCUUCUUCAAUAAUAGAUGCUUCAUCUUAUGGUCCUAGACAAGACUCAUAUUCUUCGUUUGGCAGUUCAUCACAAAUUUUAACUUGAACUCUUGAGAUUUUUAUUUCGUCGAAAAAUGUUAUUGUUACGCUGUCCAGGGGAUCUAUUGCAGGGUGGUCCAAGGUUGUUGACGUCGGGGCCACAAUAUUAAUUGAGUGUUGUUGGCCCGCGGCCUGGGUUUGUACCACCCAGAUCUAGCAUGUUGUUACAUGAAUGAAAAUUGAAAAAUUAGUUAUAGUGGCAAGAUUCCAAUAUGGUUGCAAUAUUCCAACGUUAUCGACAUAUUUUGUGUCUUUGUGUCACUACGACAUGAAAAAAAUAACUGAAUAUCUUGUUUCCGAUAGUGGUCACAUAUUCGUUAUUGGUUCAACAUCCACAACUGCAUUUGGAUAUACAGGAUAAGUCUUGUAUUAAAUUUUUGAGAAUUGACUUAAUGAAAUGAGAAAAUUGUAACUCUGACCGACUUUAUGAACAUUUACGAUUCAUUUGCAUAUGGACUUGCGGCCAAUGGAUUUUGAUAAUUAAGUAUUUUUUAGUUGUUUAUCAAUUUUAGGAUUUGCGUUAAUAAAUAUACACAUUUCCAUUGAUUGCUCAUAAGCACAAAUCUGAAUAAAAAUUCCGAUUCUCAACAUACACAUUUCCAAUUGCUUCAAAAUGUUUAAUUUUCUACAAAUUCUAUUUUAAGACUUCAUUUUUAUAAACUUAUUGCAUUGUAAUGAUAUAAAUACACUUCAAAUGGCAAUCCACAAUAUUCACUUGACAUUCCAAGAUGAAAUAUAUGAAUUGAAAUUUUCGUUAAAAUUUUUUUUUCUACUGUACUACUAUGGUUUUCUCUGUGAUAUGUUCUCUUCUAUUUUCUGCUUAUCUUGGCAUUUUUUUAAAUUAUGGUACGAUAAAAUGAAGUAAUCUUCGCUGUCAGUACACGUUUAGGUGCAUUCAAGUUUCGUGUUGCAAUAUAUAUUUUUUAAUUUUAGCCAUACUCAGCGCUGCUUUUUUAUAUUACACUUAUCUCUGUGCAGUAUGUUUAUAUUUGGGCUCCAAAUUUGCACAUUUUUCUUCAAAUUCAGCCUAAAAUUUAAUUGCAUCGUCUUCAAUCAUGUUUAAAUGAAAUUUAUCAGUUCGCGAAAUAUUAAUAAUAAACACACACAAAACUUAGCACAAGUAUAUAUGAAAUUCAGUAUUGAUUUAAGAGGUUCUAAAUGUCAGAUUUUAUUUUUGGUUGUUCACUAUUUUUGUUGCUUCGGCCUACCAUAAGAAAAUAACCUUACUUAUUCUGGCCACCCUACUUUAGGUUGAUGAAAAUUUUGGCCUAUACUCCAGGGCCAAAAUACACGAAAAUUUUAAUAACCAUUACGCAUGUAAGCGCUCUUCAAUCAAUUGCAUAUUGAAAAUGCUUGAAGAUAGUUGUCUUUUCAUUGGAAAUUUUGACUUGUCAGUAAAAGCAUCCAGAAAAAAUAAUCCAUUCUGAGCACAAGAUUCAUUUCCUACUUAAUGGUAUCAUGAAAUAAGUUUGAAAAUGGAUAAGACAAGCCUUUGUUGCUUCAUCUAUAUUCUAUAUAUAUGUCACCAUAAUGUAGAAGCAUCACUUAUAGCAUAGCAAAAUAUUUUUGACUUCAUAGAAAUAUCUUACCUAAACAAUUGUUUUUGUUCCUAAAAUUGAUUACUGUGUGUUUGUGACCCGUUUUUGUGAAAUUUUGUCUUACUUAUUGAUGGUUUAUACAUAAGCUUCAAAUAUUAUUUAUUAUAUUAUUAUGCUUGUUUGUUAUUGAUAUUAUCAGCACGUGAAAUAUGUGUUUUUGUAUUAAAAUUGAUCAUCAUAUAUUAUUA